Molecule: messenger RNA, 1047 nt
Organism: Cyprinodon variegatus (sheepshead minnow)
Lineage: Eukaryota; Metazoa; Chordata; Actinopteri; Cyprinodontiformes; Cyprinodontidae
Product: transcription factor SOX-13-like
Exons: 3
Coding region: 302-1021 (239 amino acids)
Biological process (GO): cell fate commitment; regulation of transcription by RNA polymerase II
Cellular component (GO): nucleus
Molecular function (GO): RNA polymerase II cis-regulatory region sequence-specific DNA binding; DNA-binding transcription factor activity, RNA polymerase II-specific
Source: RefSeq, a predicted model, not a curated record
UGUUGAUGGCAGCAGCACAGCUGAUAUUUCUCUCCAGGAUGGCGUAGGAAAGUAUGAAAAGCAACUAUUUAACUUUGAGUACAACAAACAGAAGGCCACAAGACUUUUAUCUGGGUCUGAGGCUUUGGUGCAAUCCAACUCAUACAUUCAUGAAUGUUUUCGUUUAAAGCAUAGAAAUCAAUCACCUUUAAUCUGAAUGAGCUCAGAAAUGAGGUCAGACUAAAUGUUUUGUCAGAUUGAUGAGAAUUGUACCAUAAAGAUCAGAAUGUUUGCAGAUCUGUUGGGAAUCGUUUGUUAAGAAAUGUUAGAAAUGAACAUUGAAAGUCUCCCCUUUACCCCGUUUCCUGUAGGCGCCCUCCCCGCCACGGUCCAGGGAAGCUACGCCGAGACCCGACCCACUUCCUCCACCGGCCACAUCAAGAGACCCAUGAACGCCUUCAUGGUGUGGGCCAAGGACGAGCGCAGGAGGAUCCUCCAGGCUUACCCAGACAUGCACAACUCCUCCAUCAGCAAGAUCCUGGGCACCAGGUGGAAGGCCAUGUCCAACCAGGAGAAGCAGCCGUACUAUGAGGAGCAGGCCAGGCUGAGCAGGCAGCAUCUGGAGCGUUACCCCGACUACAAGUACAAACCGCGGCCCAAACGGACCUGCAUCGUAGAGGGCCGAAGGCUGAGGGUGGGCGAGUACAAGGCCAUGAUGAAGAGCCGCCGACAGGAGCAGAGAGCCUCCUACGCACACAGUCAAACCGAGCCGCAGCAGAUCCAUUACUCCCAAAGCGACGGCCAGUAUCCAGCCGGCGGCUCCAUCUCCGUCCCAGGCUUGCCGUUUCACCCCGCGCUGCUGGAGCACUACCUGCCGCAGGUCCCGCCCCCUGGCCGCAGGCCCGAGGGCCGGGCCACGCCCACCCCGCAGCCCAGAGACAGAGAGAGGAAACGAGAGAGGGAGCGUUCCCCCUACAGCGAAGGAGAGGAAAGCGACGCGGGAGAGAGGAGCGAAGGGGAGCUAGUGCUCCUCACAGACUGAUGAGCAGAACUGGGAGGAACUGGGAG